CCGGAGCGGCGGCCGCCGCCGCGCACGGUAGCGCAGUAGUUCCGGAUUACCCUCCAAGCGCGCCGCCGACCCGCGUAGUCCUGCGACCGCGUCAACCGUUCGCGCCGACGGACGACGACGAGAGAUAUUUCGCGCGAUUUCGUUCGAAUAAAAAAAAUCCCUCCACCGGUUGUAAUAACAGUAUCGUCGUUGUUGUCGUUGUUGUUAUUAUUUUCAAUUAUUUGUUUGUUUAUUUAUUUUUUUGAUUUAAUAUUUUCUUCGAUUUCCGUCGGGGCAGUGUCGUCGGGUUUACGCGCCGUCGUGAAUAAAAUACACCGUCCGCUAUCCAGAGCGGUGUCCGAGUGCGAUUCGGAAUUUUAUAAAUUUUUUCGUCGUUCUGCGAUUGCCAAAGUCGGUUGUGUGUGUAUAUGCGCGCGUGUUUUUAUUUUUUCGAUUUCAUAGCCGUGUCGAGUUUGUUUAUUUUUCAAAAAAAAAGUUACGCAAACGGUUUUGUAAUAUUAUAAUAUUAUACUCGACGGGCUUUCUAUACGACCAAACCGCCGAAGUCGCCACCGCCGCCACCGGUAGUCAGGCGAGAACCCGGUCGCAGUUAAUAGAUAUUCAGUCAAUUAAGAAAUACAGAUUAAUAGUACGGGUUUCAUAAAGUCCAUAUAGAAAUACGUUAUCGAUACACUUACAAUGCGAGUCAGAAAUUGGUUUUGUACCUAGGCCGAUUAAGUUGUGAAAUCAGUGGUAAUAACUUUCCAAAAAAUUGUCACAAAAACAUACGGCUGGUGUAAAAAAUUCAACGCCCAUAACCACGGUACAACUUAUACUGCUGUGUGACUUAACAGUGGCGUCCGGUAUGCCAGCGGACGGCCACGGUGACGUCCUCAACCGUUCGUGAUCGCUGUGACUGUUCGCCGGUAUGGUGAAACGGCCGGUGACCGAGUACAAUACUCCGGUUACUUCGCAGACGCCUACUAUACCGCAACAGCGGUCAUGGAACAUGGUGACGACGUGUUCAACCAUACCCCCACAUCCGUCGUCACGUCACUCGAUCCACGGGACUCACUCUACCGGUUGAGUGUCAUGGAUAACGGCACCGACCCCACGGUCCAACAGGUGACCGGCGACAUUAUGGACUGGUCCGAUUACGUGUCGGUGGCGCUGAAAACGUCUAUCAUGGCCAUCAUUAUACUGACGUCGAUUGGCGGCAACCUGUUGGUGAUCGUGUCCGUCGCUCGACACCCCCGGCUCCGGGUGAUCACCAACUACUUCGUCGUGUCGCUGGCGUUCGCCGACAUGCUGGUGGCCAUCGUGGCGAUGACGUUCAACGCCAGCAAGCUGAUCAGCGGCAAGUGGAUAUUCGGGUACUUCAUGUGCGACGUGUGGAACUCCAGCGACGUGUACUUCUCCACCGCGUCCAUACUGCACCUGUGCUGCAUCAGCGUGGACCGGUACUACGCCAUCGUCAAGCCGCUCAAGUACCCGGUGCUGGUCACCAAGCGGCUGGUGGCGUUCCUGCUACUCGUCACGUGGGUGGCGCCGGGCAUCAUCGCGUUCGUGCCAAUCUUCUACGGCUGGUACACCACCGACGAGUAUCUAGCCUACCGGAUGGCACACCCGGACGACUGCGAUUGGGUUGUGAACAAAGUGUACGUGAUCGUGUCGUCAUCCAUAUCGUUUUGGAUACCCUGCACGAUCAUGCUGUUCACGUACCACGCGAUAUUCAAAGAGGCGAACCGGCAAGAGAAGCAGAUCCACGCGAGGAUCAGUUGCGGCCAGCAGAUCAACUACAACCGGGAGCUGGCCGAGAACCAGCUGCGGUCGUCGAACGGCGCCGCCAACGGGUCGUCGUCCAGGACCACACUGGCGCCCAACGAUCACCACUCGACCCCUUCCCGGGACAACAGGAACAUCAUCAAGAUGAAACGGGAGCACAAGGCGGCCCGGACGCUGGGCAUCAUCAUGGGCACUUUUAUCGUCUGCUGGCUGCCCUUCUUCCUGUGGUACGUCAUCACGACGCUGUGCGGUGAAGCGUGCAACAUUUCAUCGUCAGUGGUGGCCGUGCUCUUCUGGAUCGGUUACUUCAACUCGACGCUGAACCCGCUUAUCUACGCGUACUUCAACCGGGACUUCCGGGAAGCCUUCAAGAACACGCUGCAGUGCGCAUUCUGCAACCUUUGCCGGAGCCCGCCGUCAGACUUAGAGGCGCUGGACGCACGGAGACCGUCGCUACGGUACGAUGAUCGCACGCGCAGCGUGUACUCCGAAACGUACCUGAACCACUGCGACAGGCGCAGGUCCAGCCAAUUCGGCAGCAGCUUAUGAUCCACCCCACCGCCAAGACCCCGGCCCUGAAUCUAGAGCUUUUUCCGCACAUCCCUCGCCGCCGCCACAACCUGCACCGACGCCCCCGCGCCAAUCGCCACUGGAGAGAAACCCGCCAUCCCCGAGGGAAACGAAAAAGAAGAAAUCGAAAAUCAGCCGCCACGAUUAUUAUUAGUCUUAUCGCACCCACCGCGACGUUAUCGUACUACGAUAAUACCUAAUAUUAUUGUUGUAAUAAUUAUAUGAUAGAUGCAAGCCCGGAUUAAGGGGGGGGGGGGCAUGGCCACCGGUCCUCAUAGUUAGAAUUUAUUUAGGGGCCUCAGAUUUGUCCAUUACUGUUUUCGUUAUAGGUUUAUAACCUUGCAUAAAUCUCCUAAAAAAAAAAAAACGAUGAUUAUUUAGCGAUUAAAAAAGCUUGUAAAUUAUAAUUUAUUAAUAAAAUGAUACA
Molecule: messenger RNA, 2761 nt
Organism: Acyrthosiphon pisum (pea aphid)
Lineage: Eukaryota; Metazoa; Arthropoda; Insecta; Hemiptera; Aphididae
Product: octopamine receptor beta-2R
Exons: 7
Coding region: 982-2313 (443 amino acids)
Biological process (GO): positive regulation of MAPK cascade; adenylate cyclase-activating adrenergic receptor signaling pathway
Cellular component (GO): plasma membrane
Molecular function (GO): octopamine receptor activity
Source: RefSeq, a predicted model, not a curated record